AUGUCGUCAAAACGCAAAUGGGACCAAGCUGCCCCUGAAUCAACACCUUCUGAAUUGGACUCUCCUGUAAAGGCGCAAAAAACUGAUGAGGGCAAGACUGCUUCUGAAGCUGCGGCCGCUGCCGCUGCUAUUGCUGCCAAAAUUGCCGCACAGUUUAGUGCUGGCGGUGGCAUCGCCGGGAGUAUACAGAUCGGACAGAAGGACCCGCAUGACGGAGAUUUUACUCAUGACAUUGAUAUCAAUGACGUCCGGAAUCGGUAUAUGUUGACGAAAGGUUCUACGCAGUCCGAGAUUCAUGAGGACACGGGCGCCUCAGUCAGUACCAAGGGUGUGUGGUACCCGGAUCGAUCAAAGGCAACGGAGAAGGACCCUCCAUUAUACCUUCACCUUUCGGCCUCAAGCAAGGAAACGUUGCAAAGGGCAAUUGACAAGGUUAACGAGCUAAUAGCAAUUGAUCUUGGCCCACUAGUAGAGGACAAGAAGGAUAGAUUGCGCGAAAAGCGUAAAUGGCCAGAAGAGAAAAUGCCCGUGGGCCUCGAAACCAUUCGCAAUUUCAACGUUCGUGCCAAAGUUGUUGGGCCGCAGGGAAUGUUCGUAAAAUAUAUCCAACAAGAAACAAGUACGCGCGUGCAGAUAAAGGGUCAAGGGUCAGGCUUUGUAGAACAAGAAACCGGCCGGGAGUCGGAUGAACCUAUGCACAUACAUAUCACCGGGCCAGAUGAAAACCAAGUAGCUCGCGCUAAAGUGCUCACGGAAGACUUGCUCGAAGUUGUACGCUCUGAGCAUGCCAAAGCACAGGCAGCAAUGAUGCAGCAACAAAUGGAGCUGCACCAAGCACAAAUGCAAUUUUCACAGUACCCGAUGGGUGGGUAUGGUGUUGCACCACCUGCACCUGACAACGCACCUCCUCCACCACCACCUGGGGAACAGCCUCCCCCACCUCCAGACGGUAGUGCACCUCAACCACCAUAUCCAGGUGCACCAACUGGCACCCCAGGGCCAGACACCCAAGAUGCAUAUGCAGCAUACUGGGCACAAUACGGCUACGAUGUCAACUCAGCGCAGUUCAAGGAGUGGGCUGCGAGUCAGCAAGCGCAGUAUUACCAAGCUUACGCUGGACAAACAGCCGCGCCCGCACCAGGCGACGGUGCACCUCCACCACCACCGCCAGCAUAG
Messenger RNA from Suillus bovinus, 1176 nucleotides. RefSeq lists its product as uncharacterized. Gene Ontology annotation, molecular function: RNA binding. Lineage: Eukaryota; Fungi; Basidiomycota; Agaricomycetes; Boletales; Suillaceae. The coding region runs from base 1 to 1176 and encodes 391 amino acids. The record is from RefSeq and is a predicted model, not a curated record. The transcript has 7 exons. Gene Ontology annotation, cellular component: nucleus.